AUGGAUUUUCUAAUCCGCCUUGCCCACUGCCAUUUCUCCUUCCGCCAACCGGAGCUCGAAUCCUUGGCCACUCUCCUCGAGGUUGAUCUGGAAUGGGUCUACUACUCGGAUAAGUCUCCAUACUGCAUCGUGAAGCUGCCUGAUGAAGCAACCGCACGUGCUCUGGUUGCGCGCAGCAUCCUCGCCAAAGACGUGUACGAACUAUGGGGCCAAGGCAGUGUCUAUGAAGAGCUGCACGCAGACGUCCGAAAGCGCACGGCGAGCCGCUGGCCUGACUACGAGCACCGCACAUUCUCGUUCGUCGUGGAUUCCUUCUUGGGCAAGCGCAGCUCUGGCAAGAAGAUCGAAAUCAUCCAGUCCUUCGCCUACACCGGCUUUAAAGGGCCCAUCCGCAUGAAAGACCCCCAGGAGAAAUUCUGGGUCAUGGAAGAGUACGAAGAAGACUUGAGUCAUCGGACCGUCAAUCUUGACCAGCCGCAUGAGCCGCGGAUGAUUUUCAUGGGACGAUACCUGGGCAAGAGCACACGAGAUGCCAUCUUGAAGUAUGACCUGAAGAAGCGCAAGUACAUCAGCACCACCUCCAUGGAAGCGGAGUUAAGCCUUGUGACCGCGAAUAUGGCGCUCGCUGCCCCGGGCAAGCUCUUCUACGAUCCGUUUGUGGGGACCGGGAGCUUCAUGGUGACAGCGGCGCAUUUCGGCGCACUCAGCAUGGGCUCGGACAUCGACCCCCGGAGCUUUCGUGGCAAGGAAGAGGAGAACUGGGGUCCGCCCGCCGUGACGCACAAUUUCAAGCAAUACGGAACCGAAAGCAAGUUUGUGGAGGCGUUCACCUCGGAUCUGACGAAUACCCCGCUGCGAAACGUCCAAUUCCUCGACGGCAUCGUGUGCGACCCGCCAUAUGGAGUGCGAGAAGGCUUGCGGGUCCUUGGCACCCGCAGUGGAAAGGCCAUCGAACCCGUCAUCAUUGACGGGGUGCCCGCCCACUACCGGCCCGGAUAUAUCCCACCCAAAAAGCCCUACGGGUUUGAAGCCAUGCAGAGGGAUGUCCUGGGCUUUGCUGCCCGAUCGCUUGUGACGAAUGGCCGUCUGGCGAUGUGGAUGCCGACAGCCAUGGAUGAGAUGGAUCUCCCCCUGCCUAUGCAUCCGAACCUCGAGCUGAUCAGUGUUUCUACUCAAUCGUUUCAUAACUGGGCACGCAUGCUGUUGACGUACCGCCGCCUUCCUGAAGGAGAGGUGUCUGACACAGCUCUAGCCAGAAACAAGGCGGACGAUGAAGGCGCUUCGGCGGAUGAUCUCAAUGAGUUCCGAAGAAAGGUAUGUAUCUCUAAUCUCAAAAGCUGCACAUCACCCAGCUAA
This is a messenger RNA of Penicillium chermesinum, 1356 nucleotides long. RefSeq names its product tRNA (guanine-N2-)-methyltransferase. NCBI's taxonomy places the organism in Eukaryota, Fungi, Ascomycota, Eurotiomycetes, Eurotiales, Aspergillaceae. The record is from RefSeq and is a predicted model, not a curated record. Gene Ontology annotation, cellular component: cytoplasm. The transcript has 4 exons. The coding region runs from base 1 to 1356 and encodes 451 amino acids. Gene Ontology annotation, biological process: methylation. Gene Ontology annotation, molecular function: nucleic acid binding.